Talaromyces marneffei is the source of this 2385-nucleotide messenger RNA. RefSeq lists its product as uncharacterized. The record is from RefSeq and is a predicted model, not a curated record. Bases 1 to 2385 code for a protein of 794 amino acids. Lineage: Eukaryota; Fungi; Ascomycota; Eurotiomycetes; Eurotiales; Trichocomaceae. The transcript is spliced from 2 exons.
AUGACUCCCAGAACGACAUCCCCGGAUUCCUGGCAGGAUGACAUGGACUUCUCUCAGCGGCCACCGACAUCAUCCACCAGUGAUUUCUCAGAUCACUCCUUCCAUAGUCGCUCCAAAUCGAGUGCCAAUGUCAACAGCCCCAAAAGAUUGUCGAUGUUUUCAUCCCGCUCGAGGAGCAACACCGCCAACGUCUCAUACGCCCCCACACGCGAAUUGCCCGCCGAAUCUCUCAGUUACGGCGAGCACCCAGUGUCACCGGUCCCGUAUGAGGAAAAGACUUCCGAGAAUGUUGCUAGGUCCUUGCUGGUUCGAGGCAGCCGUAUUCUGCGCCGCCAGGGCAGUAAGUUGAAUGUGGUUGCUACAACCUUGGAGGAAGAGGACGAAUUCGGCAAGAGUGCUGCUCGGUUUGAGGUGUCCAAAGUUUUUCAGAGAGUCCCCAAGCUCAAGAAGAACGAGUCAAAUGAUCAACUAAAACGUAUCAUUUCGGAGCCUUAUAACUUCCAUCACGUAACCCACACUAGCUCAACCCAAUUCCAAGCUCUGGACAACACCAGCAACGUCGAGCUAGUCGAAGAGUUCUCCGUCAUUCAGGCUUCUCAAACCCCGGAGCCCGGAUUGAAAGGAAUUCGCGCUCAAGCUCUUCGUUCGGACGACUCUUUAGAAAAUGCAGACGACUUGGAGAGACGACAACCCACUUCACCUACAUCACCUUUGAGAAGAAGCCCUCCAGUAUCACCGCGUGAACCAAGGUCGCCAGGAAGAGUCGAGAACUUCUCGCGCCCUGUUUCUCGUUUGAACAAGUCAUUGCCUCCGUCGCCAUCUAUAAUUGCCCCGCCCCGGGUGUCCUCCCGACAAGCUCAAUCAGACAUACCCGAGCCGACGAGUCUGGCCAUCGAUGAACUACUUGGGGUAAACAUUCAGCCUACCAUCCGCGACUACGAAUAUCCUUCACUGGAUAGUGCGUCUUUCCGUAUGGUUCCCUCACUCGAUCGAAUCGAUCUUGCCGGAAUCUUCCAACCCGAACUCAGCCAUGCGAUGAUGGGUAGCCAGCUUCAGACUACGAAUGAUCCUAGCAUCGAGGAUGACGGUAAAACUACCACACCUUUUAUCAACAGCUACUUGUUCGAUUUGGAGGAUGUGCCAGAAGAAGAUGAGACCAAAGAAACAGAUGAGCCCAUUGUACGCACAUCUCGUUUCAUGUCAAUUUCAGGUAGCAUUGGUGAGUUUGUCGCAAACGAGGCCAAGGUAACCGCUGCCCCUGCCCACGAGUCCAUAAUAGUUGUCCAGGAUCCGCAACUGUCUUUCACGGAAGAGGUCACAUCUCCCGUUUUGCCCAACUUCCAGCCGAUAAUUCAAGAUUCCCCUGUUUCGCAAGCCAGCAAUAAAACAAGACGCACUUCAGUCGCCGGUCUGGUCCAAUUCCCCAUGACGUGGGAGGAAGAUAUCGACUUCUGUUACGAGCACGAGGCUGUAGCGGACUGUGAAUUCGACUGGAGUCGACUCUCGUUGGAUGCCUCGAGGAAUUCGGUACCAGGUGCUGCAAUGGUCCCUUCACUAGCCUCUGCGGCUAAGAAUAUGGUCCCUCAUUACCUCCAACUGAACGCCAGCUCGAUAUCGGCAACUCCAGAUCUAGAUACAGGUUCGGCGCAAUCGAUUCUUACAAGAUCGCACGAGGCUCUAACCCCGCUGAGUGACGGCGCUGCUCAUGGUGGAUUUUUCAACGCCGGUCCUGCUGACCACGAAUAUCCGAAAAAGCUUGAGACAGGCGAUGUCGACAACGAGACGGCUUAUGAAAGUUUCCUCGCUGUUGGAGAUGAUUCUGAGCGCCAGUUCCAGUAUUACACGCAGACGUCUCACCCAGUUGAUGUCACGGCAUCUCCUAGGAGCAGCUACUCGCAAAUCAGCAAGUACAACUCUCAAGAAAGCGUAAUUCUGUCGCGCGCAGCAUCGAUUGUGCGCAAACACCGCUCAUCCACUUCAACAACCAGCGUCCCAGAGUUGACAAACAGUGCCAACAGUAGCCGUGAAAACACCAUUCGGGGAAGCAUUGGAUCGCUCGAACAUACCCCGCUAGGUGCCAUGUCUGAGGCUUCUCGACCAGGCUUCUCAAUUCAUCGCCCAAUAAAGAGCUUGGGCUCUGAAUUGAGUGCGCUAGCGAAGCUUCGAUCUGCCGGUAGCAACAGUAGCAUUCAUGUCGUGGAUUUGCCCUAUCCAUCGCCAUCUCCAACCCAUGACCGAACAAAAUCCACAUCUACUCUCGACCACGAUGACGAGCAUCAGGCAAUGCAAUCGGUCCAGGGCCUUCCUUUCGCCGUUCGACAAUCCCUGGCGGCGCAAAAGCGGAAAAGCCGAGCUGGUUACUCCCUUUUUCCCACUCUGCAGUAA